GAACUUACAUCUGCUAUCUCACUCGCACAGUUAAUUAAUCACUCUCAAGAGUCGAGUUUUAAUUUUGUUCAUCAUUUCGUAUCGUUUAUUUACUAGCAUUGCAGUGUUUUGUGAAUAUAAAUAUUUAUGGUGUACUUGGAAUCUUAUUGGUAAUGACGUGAGUAGUAUAGUGAGCCGUGCAACAAACGCGAUGCGAUGGAUUGGUGUGUAAUAUUCGAUACAAGGUAAUGGGCGAUGUUCUCGUUAUUAUAAAGACAAAAGGCUCGUCCUUCACACAUUAGUAGAGCAUCGUUGUGCAAACAAUCUGUUAUCUACACGCCGCGUAAUGUUAGAGGUGAUUAUUGAAAUGCUAAUAACGUUCCACUGCAUGUAAGUACGGCGAGCCGAAGCGCGCUCUUUAAUAACUUCACCCGCGCAAGCAAAGACGUUUAAUUACUAACUCCUCUUGAUUGGUGGUGGGUCUCUAUCGCUUCAUGCUGUAACCGGUAAUAUAGUACAGCUUACUAAUAAGACAAAACUAUGGCUAACGUAAAGAGUAGAUUAAAAGCACCCAAAAGUGCAUCUACGAAAAAGAAGAGAGGUCGUAAACCUAAAAAAUCGUUGGCAGGUCCGAAAAAAUCGGAGUCGAAGAAAAAUAAUAAUAGUGACAGUGUAAACACGGAGCCAGCCAAGGCUAGUGAUGAACCGCAGGCUCCAGUUAGUGCAAGGAACAAUAUUCAAUUAAAAAAAAGUGAUGUGGUCAUGAAACGACCGAGCUCGCGCAAGGUCAUGACGCCCGAUGAAAAAGUAAUAUUUAUAUUGAAACACGGACAUAAACUUAAGGAAAAGUUUAUAACUAAACCUCCUGUGCCCGUCAAACCAAUACAACAAAAUGAAUGUCCAGUUACUGAGCCACCAAAAAAUAAGAUUCAAGUGCCAGAGAGUGAUCUCCCUCAGCUAUCAAAAUGUGGCCGUAUUAAAAAGAAAUCUAAAUGUGACAUGACACUCAUUGACAGUAUAUUGAAAGGGGAACUGAUGAUCAAAGAACGGCCCAACGGUAAAGACAUGUCUCCUGAGCCGGUACCAUCAAGUUCACCUCCACCAGUGCGUGUAGACAAUAACAAUGACAUAGCAUUAACUAACCAAAAUAAAACCAUUCAAGACUUAUCCGAUGAUGAAUAUCAAAUAUCAGAGGAGAUGUCCGUCUCAUCCGAGGAAGGUUCAGACAACAACUGUUUAAAUGAUUCAAGUCCUGAUUCUGGUAACAAAUCUAAAGACAAAGACCCUACAUAUCCUAAACCAAGGCAUGUGAAAUUGAAAAAUGGUGUAAUAUUAAACUUAUUGAAUUUUGAGUGCGAUAUCUGCCACAGAACAUUUAACAGAAAAUGUUCUUUACGCAGACACAUGUAUAUUCACCUCGGUAUGAAACCAUAUAACUGUCGUGAAUGUCGCCAGGCAUUCUGGAACCCCCAAAAGUUGCAGGAUCACACCAACCUGUACCACAAGACCAACGGAGAAGACACAGAGCUGUUCAUCUGCAACUAUUGUGACAAACCAUUUCUAGUGAAAGAAAACUUGCAGAAACAUCUGGACACUCAUACAAAAGCUGAGAAUUCAUUCAAAUGCAUUUAUUGUAACAAAGUGUUUGGUUACCACAUCAUGUUGAUGCAGCAUGAGAAGAAACACAUGGUGAAGGGGCGUCAUGAAUGCACCCUGUGCAGCAUGUCGUUCCGCUGUCGCAACCGCCUGUACAUGCACGUGAAAAGCCACCUGAAACUCAAAGAUUUCAUUUGUCAGUAUUGUGGGAAAGAGUUUUUGCUCCAUAACUCUCUGAGGCGCCAUGUCGAGGUGUGCCACGGCGGGCACAGGAUCGUGUGCCCGAUCUGCAAUAAGAAUUUGAAAGGUCAUUUGACGGAACACAUGCGCACCCAUGAGAAGAAACGGCCCCAUGUUUGUCCAGAGUGUGGACAACGCUUUACACAGUCCACCCAACUAAAUGUACAUCGGCGAGCGCACACGGGAGCCAGACCGUACCCGUGCCGAAUAUGCAAACGAUUCUUUUCACAUUCGAACGCACUUAUGCUACAUAUCAGACGUCACACGGGAGAGAAACCAUUCCCCUGCCCAAUGUGCCCAAUGUCCUUCUCCCAACUACCACACAUGAAAACACACAUGCGUAAAAUACACGGUAAGGAGAACCCUUACAAGUGUUCUAAUUGCGACUCUUUUUACAAGCUCAAAGCGCAGCUGGAUGUGCACUCAAAGACAUGUACAGCGGCGCCAGCGCCCGCAGCAGAGACUCCUGCCGUUGAGCCCGCCCAAGGUAAAAAGAAAAGGUCCAAGAAAGGCGAGGAAGAGAUAGAGGUGGAAUCGUCGAUGACUCUGUCUCGCAUGAGGUUCCUGUUGGCUCUACUGCUCACGAUGAUCGCAACCAAAGAAAAACUCAAAUACUUAGGGUUCAACAAGAGGCUCGUUGAUGAGAUCCUCAUCGAGUCCUUGGAGGGUAUGGGCCGAACUCCUUGCAAGGACGAGACGCUUCCACCGCUGAAGCGUCUGAGGCGGAACAUCGAGAUGUUGCUAAUUAAGACGGUGCCCAAAGACCAGAUGGAGAAAUUCAAGAAGGAAAGUAAGUCUACUGAGGACAUUCUGGAACUAUUGACUACUGAGAAAGAUAAGUAGAACAUGGUUUUCAUUCAAACAUUAAGGUAAGCGUGCACUACAACAGGGGCGGGUCACAAAUACGGCGCGAAACAAAAGACGGACCGUCUUGCGACAAAAAAGUUUUAAAUCCAAAAAAGGUCGCACACGUGUUGACACAAUGUAUUCACCGACACGUGUGUAACUAAACCUUUUUUGUUACGAACUCAUUUUAUGAUGUUACUCGUAGUAGAAUGAAUAAGGCGUGCGAUGACGUCGGUUUAAAAAAAAGUCCUGUAUAUUUUUAUACAGUCAUGUAAGAUACUGUGAAUUUUGUGGGGCAUGUUUUAUUUUAGACUUUAAAUAAACAUGUGUAUCGUUGCGUGUGUUCUUAAAACAAAGGCGCUUCCAUUUUGAGCAGUCCUUAAGGCAAUAAAAGCGUCAAUAAUAACAUUCAAGAAACAUUUCAUCGUUUGCACAAACAGUACAACAUGAAAUAAGACUUUAUAGUUAUAAAAAUACGGUUUAGACAAUUCUAAACCGUAUUUUUAUAACUAUACUUUUAAAAACUCUUCUAGCAAUCUAGAAGAGUUUUUAAAAGUGCAUUUUUGUUCGCCCGCCCUAGUAGUGCUUGCUUGUUAUUGGUGCAUUAGAUCUGUUGAAGUGUUUAGCACCAGAUGUAGUAUAUUGAUAUCAUUAAUUUAUAUUUCUCGCUAUUUAUGUAUCAUUCAUUUAUUUAUAAAAAAAAAUUCAGAGACUUAAGCUUUGGUUUCUAAAAAGCGACAGUGUUUUUGAAGUAAUUUGAACCCAAUACCCAUACAAUAGUGUACAUUUUUGUAUAGUGGCUGUUACAUUUCAAAUAAUCUGAUUAGUUUUUGUGGUUUGACCUUUCUCUAGGUAGAAAAUUACAUAUUUUUAUAAUAACUAUCGUGAGACAUACUAAAUUAACUAAAAAUCACAGUUUACUCACGUAAACUAUGUCUGUGACUCGAAACUAGUAGAGCUUUUCUCAAUUAAUUUACGUGAGAAAACCGUGAUUUUUAGAAAACUACAUUAGCAGCAUUUUUUUAUUUAUUUUAGGGAUUUGUCUCUUAUAGACAACAUCCCUCAGUGUCGUUAAAAUCACAAUAACUAUAAGAUUCAGCAUUUUAGAAACCAAAGGAUAUUUAAGGAGGUUGUCACUCACGAAGUUUUUACCAUUGGAUCAAUAUUAUAUAGACUAUAAAGUUACUAGUACUGUAGUGUGUGGACUGUUAUAUUAUUGUAUUUCUGUGUAAUAGGUGUUGUGUGUAGAAACUCGAGUUAUCCUCGUGUCGUUCGCAAUAAACCAGUGUUGAUUCAUGGUUAAUGUUGUAGAACAUUUGUUUUGAAGAGAAAUCAUACAUAAGAGACUAAUUUGUGACAGAAGUCGCACAUAGACGAUCGACGAUCAUAUCAACGGAUGACGUCAUAAAUCCUACAUAGCACAUAUGAACUUCGCAUGUAGUGAAAAAUCCCAACGAACAAUAGUUGGGCAGAAAUCACACUAGUCAUGAUUGGAGGAAAAUCGCCUGGUUGGAGGAACCUCAUUUUCUUAGGGAUCUUUACUCUUUGUUCCCUAAAAUUUAAAAGUGCAUUAUGUAUCGAAUUUGCAGGAGUGGUGAACAGCGUCGAGUAUUGUUAGAAGCCAUUUAAGUGCUAAAGCAAAGUAAAAAAAUAUGACAGAAAAUGUACAAUUGAGGAUAUUGUCAAGUUUAUCCUCGUUGGUAAUAUUACCUGUUGAUAGAUGUCUUGAAAUGUGUCAUAGAUUUUAUAGUAAAAAUUUUACCUUUCAAUUCUUUAUUAAAUGGUAGCAUUUUGACGUUUUAGUAUGAAUAUCUAUUAAAAUAAAUGUCACAUUUAAAUUCCUACUUGCUCUACUCUACUUAGGCACUAUAACUUAUACGCGCAAAUGAUACAAGGUGAUCGAGUUAUUGACAAAGGUUGUAACAUCCCAUAUCAUCACUAAAGCAAUUUAUUAAUAAUUCUAUCAUUAAUUUAAUAAUAACUUCAAUGAGUGACAACCCUUAUGAUAAAACAUCACUUUUUAAAUUAUUAAUGUAAUAUUAAGUAGAAUCUUACACGUAAUUGUAGGAUAAAAGGUUUCUUCGCUAAGUACAUACAUUAUAAUAAUAAAAUUUUAAUGGAAUCUGCCCAUUAAAAUAUUUUCCUAAGUGCUUUUCAAGCUUUACAUGCGAGACAAUAUUAUAUAUAAUGUCAAUUUCUUAAUCUUAACUUAAAUUAAUGUUAUAAUGUUUUAAAACGUCCAUUCGACAUAUUGAAUACAAGAAAUGUUUUAUCUUUAUAUCAUAAAAUUAAACACAUUAGGUGUAUUGAAAAAAUAAACAUAGUUAUUGUACAAUGGGUAGAUUCCUAUACAAAAUAUUAGGGGGUAAAAUACAUUAAAUGAAUGUGUUGAAGAUAUACCAUAAUAAUGGUCAAUAGUGGCAGUAUCGCAGCUGGCUGACUGAACAGCAUAUCAUUGCGUAAUUAAAAAAACACAUUUGACAUUUAUGUAUAGCUGUCAAUGUGACAUUACUUUUGGCGGUAAAUUAGCACAAAAGUUAUGCAGCGUUUAUUGAUUCACUGUGACCUCUAAGUUUGUUCAGAUGUUUCAUUUCAUUGAGAGUAUGUUAUGAAAUAAUAUUGUCUGGUUUUCAAUGACGUGUGAAAUUCUUGCAAAUAUAUUUUUCUAAAUGCUUGCCUAGUGUGUUUUGCAAGUGCCUUAAUUAGUAAUUCUAUUAAGUACAAAUAAUCAUUUCAGUUUUUUAUUAUCUAGGUAAUAAACAUUUUCUACUUGUUUAUAGAUAUUAUAAGCUUUACACAACCAGUUGCGAUGCCGCCAUAUUUAAAAUUUUAUCUUUGCUACUCCUAUGUGACUUGCCAUUUUGAAAAAAGUGAUUAUCCCAAAGAAAAUAAUCGUACUGCAUUUUAAAAUAUAAUUUUAUUUAUCUUAGUUUUAAUAUAAUGUCAAUGUAUGUAGCAUUCCUGUGUAGAAUGAGUGUGCCAUUGAAUUUAGGAAUGAUUGAACCUAAUAAUUUGUGAAUAAAUAGACUUCAGGGUGUUAGGGAAAUCGUUACUGUAAUGCGUAGACAUAGGGUUGCUUUUUGUGCAAACUUUACACUUCGCAUUUCAUUUUACUCGAAAUUGUGACGUCAUUAGACGGUGUUCCUACGCUUUGAAAGAAAAGUAAUUUUGUUUUUAAAUAUUUUAAAGUUUUAAAGCGUUGCUUUUUUAGCUUUAUUUAUUAGGAUUCUCAUAUUAUUCGUUAUUUAUUUGUAUGUGUAAUUUAAAUAGUUUUUACUUUUUAUUGGUGUUCAUUAAGUUUUAUCUGAGAAUGACCGGUUAUUCUUUGUUGCGUUUAUUAAUUGGUGGAACGAAUUUCGACCUUACUGCUAAAACAAUAGGCUCUAAUAUAAUAACAUAUUGCAUUGAAAUGAACCGAAAAUGUAUUCAGUUUCACAGACAAGACCUUCAUAGCAGAGAGACAACAGAUGGUAUAAUUAGUUCUGAAAUAAUUAGAGAAAUACAUAUACAUAAGUUCGUUGCAGACUGAAAGCUAAGUUAAUAUUAACUUACAUUGUAAAAACUUUAGAAUACACGCUUGACGCUGUGGAUGGAAAACCAGCUGCUGAGCAACGUCUUGUAGGUUGCAUCCCCGCCCUUACAGGUACUGAAGGUGGUUUAAGUGAGGUAAAAUUCCCACACUCCCUAGUCUUUUAUGUCCAGAAUGCUAGACGCCUCAUGAAGAUUUCCCCUCGUCAUAAAAAAAAGGCUUCAUUCCCGCACGGAAUAACUCUUUGUGUAAUCCACAAAUUAUUGUUCCUGCUCUCGCUGUAAUGUGUAUCCUUUUAACACUUUAAACGGCAAGCCGGUGACCGACGUUACGGAGGUUUUGCCUUCAACAGUUUUCUAUUAAACGCAUCCACGACAAAAGAAAAAAUCUUAGUGUGGGACCACAUUAUUUAUAAAUCAACAGUUAUUAAAACUAAUCGUUAGUCUACAACAAGCUUAUUUCUCUUUGUAUUUUACUGGUUAAUUAUACGUAUAGGUAUAAUGCCAGGCCUGCACGUGAACAAAAGGAAAUUACAGUAGAACUCCAAUUAUCCGAACUCCGACUAUCCGAAUCGCCGAUUAUCCGAAUCACAAAAAUUGUCAAAAAAAGUCUAAGUGCGCUAUUAUUCCCCCCCCCUCGCGAAGCCAGUGUUUGUCAAGUCUUGACUUGACUUGUCUUAACUUGCCGUUGUGCCUACGCUGACUUCCCCCGCAAUUUAAUUCAAUAAAAAAAUAGUGCAAUAUCAAAACGUAGCUUUUAUUCUCUUCAAUGGCAAUUUUUUUGAAAAAAUCCGAUUAUCCGAAUAUUUGAUUAUCCGAAUGGGUCCCGGUCCCCAUUAAUUCGGAUAAUUGGAGUUCUACUGUACUUCGUUCGGAUCAUUGAGUGCGCGCGUAAAACCUGUGACGCGUGUGACGUCACGGUCCGGUGCGUGUGCGCAGCCUGUGGCGACAGGGUUAUUAUGUUCGUAUUAUGUUGAAAGCUGUAGCUGUUGAAACCUACAAAGCGGAAUUGUAACCAAUAUAUGAGAUUUUCUAUGGAAAGUAAUCAAAUUGUAUUUGUACAUGGCUUUUAAAUUCUUGAAUGUUACUAGAGUACUAGAAAAAACAAAACAAAUUGGUACUUUAGGGAACAGAGAUUGUUAGAGUAUCGCCACAGUACUUUUUUGAGAUUAAGGAACAAGGAACACUAUUGAAAUAACUCUCUAACACUGCUUAAGAAUAUAAUGUGUCAGUCCAUUCAUGUUUCCUAUUUGUUCGCUAAACUUCAUCUUAAUCUGUUCAGUCGUUUUUAUGUAACAAACGUACAGAUAAUCUUACAAUGAAACUUAGUAUCGGUAACGUAACUCCGUGUAAUCGAUAACAAAAGAAUUAUCAAUGGACAACUAGUUCUAAGGUCGUUUCGUGUAAAAACCUACUCGUACUAAUGAACGCAACAAAAGAACACCGUUUUUAAACCAAAUUAUUGUUAAAUUAUGUUUUCGUGUCAGUGCCAUUUGUUGUUAUUCUUAUUUUAAUGAAGAAGAAUAUUAUUAAGAACUAUUCUGUACUGGAUUUUUGUGUAAAAACUAAGUAUCGUGAAAUAUAGGUACAAACAAUAAUAAAAAAAUGCAGCUUACUCAUGUGACGUCACACAGCUCUCGAUUAUGAGCUCCGUUUUGCCUUGAAACCAGACGAGCUUCUUUGAAAAUUUUACGUGUGUGAGUAAGCUGUAUAUUUUAAUUAAUUCUAUAUUGUAUUUAUAUUUAAACUGUCAAACAAUUCCCUUAAACCAAAAAUGUAACUAAUUCCAUUGCUUUAUUUAAUAUUUUUUACGAUUAGAAAUAAUAAUAUGCACUUUAAUUAUGAGCGUUAUUUUUUAAAGUUGUUUUUGUUUAAUGUGAUGGAAUGAUUGUUAUGGUUGUGUCACUGAAAAUUUAAAUUUAUUUUUGUUUAGCAAUGCACAUACAAUACGUAGUUUUCUGGUUGUGUAGCCAUUUGCAUGGAAGGUUUUUUAUUAUUUUUCAUUAUUUUGCACGCUCAUAAAUUUAAAUUAUUUUAAUAAUAAAAUACACAAAAGGUGCCACUAAGUUGUGUUGCCCUGAAUUCUGCCAUUUUCAUAGUUUUAUAUGUAUAUUUUAUGUUAUUUUGACGUUAAGUACCUAUAAGAGAAAUAAAUGUACCUAUUUAAAAAAAAUAAUUACAGUACGGAUGAAAUAUCUUGGUCUGUUUAAAGUUGAUAACAAUGCAAGAGGAAAAUUAAAAUAAUUUCCAAUGAGGGCUACCAUUUUUUUAACUCACCAGACGGUAGUAAAUAUAGCUUGAAGUCUGUUUGUCCAAUCACUUUAGCUGUCAAAAAUUGAGUGUCCGAUAG
Spodoptera frugiperda (fall armyworm) is the source of this 8539-nucleotide messenger RNA. RefSeq names its product zinc finger protein 846. The transcript has 2 exons. Gene Ontology annotation, molecular function: RNA polymerase II transcription regulatory region sequence-specific DNA binding; DNA-binding transcription factor activity, RNA polymerase II-specific. Lineage: Eukaryota; Metazoa; Arthropoda; Insecta; Lepidoptera; Noctuidae. The coding region runs from base 520 to 2658 and encodes 712 amino acids. Gene Ontology annotation, biological process: regulation of transcription by RNA polymerase II. The record is from RefSeq and is a predicted model, not a curated record. Gene Ontology annotation, cellular component: nucleus.